AUGUCACAUAGAAAACUUCAGAAGGAAGUCGAUGCCAUUUUCAAAAAAAUUAAUGAAGGUAUAGAUUUAUUCAACUAUUACUACACGCGACAUGAGGCCUCAAAUAAUGACUCUCAACGAGAUAAAUUGGAAGGUGACUUGAAAAAGGAAAUCAAAAAACUUCAGAAAUUCCGAGAUCAGAUUAAAACAUGGCAACUGAACGACUCCAUCGAAGCAGCCAUUGUUCCAUCGAGACUACAGGAGCAUAGGAGGCUAGUGGAGGAAGCGAUGGAACGCUAUAAGGAUGUAGAAAAAUCUUCUAAAAUGAAGUCGUAUUCUAAUCAAUCCAUAAUGUUGGCAGCGUUAGAGCAUGAUGAGAACCGGAAUCUAACUCCACUAGGUUUGGAGUGUGUGGAGUUUUUGGAGACUUGCAUUGAGGAAUUGACUGAGCAAAAUGAAGAAUUGGAACUGGAAUAUGAAAAGUUGAGCCAGAAGAAGACUUCGAAGAAAAACUCGUCGCAUCUUGAUGAAAGGAAGGCAGAUAUUGAUACCUUUACUGCUAAGAAUAACUUCCAUGUGGAAAAGAUGGAGCACUGUAUACAGUUUUUGAAACGAGGUAGGAUUCAAGCAGAGUUGGUGGAGUUCAUAAAAGAUGACAUUAGCUUUUACAUUGAACUGAACCAAGAACCCGAUUUUAUUGACGAUGAGACUUUAUAUGACGAAAUAUUCAAGGAAGCCGCCAAGGUAAAGGAAGACCCAGACCUGGUGCAGCCACCAACACCACCACAAAGUGAUAGUGUAUUAAACGGAGGUGUAGAAUUUGAUGUAGUACCGUCGCAAACAGCCGUCGCUGGUAACGGUACACAAAUGGAAUCAGUUUCAGGUUCACUUCCAUCUUCCUCUGGUGCUCCAAUCUCUUCAGCUGGUUCUGCUGUGUCUCAUAGUAAUUCGUCAUCUUCAAACCCUACGACGCAAUCGCCAUCUCCUCACAAACAUAACACUACAUCAACCCCCAUUAUGGUUCCUCAUGUUAUCCCAGGAAGUCCUGAAUUUACGAGUCCGGCUAUCAUUAAGACGUUGAAGCCUGCUACUGCUCCAAGUAAACCAGUCGGUGCCUUGAAGUGGGCAACCGCAGCAGCUGGGUCGUUAGAACUCAAAGAUAAACAACCAACCCACCCACAAUUACAACAAUUACAGCAACAGCAACUUCCACAGCAACUUCCACAGCAACAAGAUGAACAACAGUUACAAUCUGUGGGAAGCCAAAGUGAGCAGCAGCAACUGAUGAAGCAGCAAGCCAAUCCUGUGAUACCUGAGCAGCAGUCUAGUCCACAAUCGUCGAUUACAGGUAUGAAUCUGUCAGCUACAACUUCGGUGACUCUCCUAGGUAAGACUUACCCGCUUGACUCUGUACUUUCAUCACUUUCAGACGUUGAACAAGAUCUAUUCUCAGAUUUAAGUUUAACAAAAUUGCCUCCAGGAAUACAAGAUCUUAUCUUGUCCUUUACAGCCAGUAGAAAGACUCCAACAGUUGGUGCGUCCAAGGUUCUAAUCCACCCAUCAUCGUUAAAUUUGGCUGCGUACAAUCAAUACUACUCACCAGUUGAGAAGCCGUUCUUGCCAAAGCUUUUGAGAUCUUCUUUCUAUCCGUACUUAACAUCGUCAGAUAUUAUUAAGAAACCAUCUCAGCAAACCUUGAAGCCUCCUCCCAAUUUGCUCAAGCUUCAAUCAUACUGGAAUAAUAUUCGUACGUCUACUUCAAAUUACGAUAUGUAUUUACAGCAAAUACAGAAUUUGUCGUUGUCUACUCCUGAAACGGUUCCUGAGAACCUCACAAUUGCCAAUGAAUUGACCAUGGUGUUAUUUUACGGUUAUUAUUAUGGGGUUGUACCGUUAGAAAACUCCAUUGCUGAGCUUUGCUUAUUCCAAUUAGGCUGGAAGCCGUACAAGACCAAGGAGAUCACUAACUUGAAUGAAGAAGUGUCAAGGAAUUAUUACCAUUGGUUCAAGCCAGUUAAGGUGCAUUCCAGUGCAAUUGGACUCAGUGGAUUUGAAUUCGGUGAUUACCAAGUGUUUGAUUUGUUGGCGUGGGAAAUCUACGUGAAGACGAAUUUCAAGUUUGAUCCUAGCUUAUGCCAGAAUGAACCAUCUGCUAAAAUAUAG
Molecule: messenger RNA, 2142 nt
Organism: Dujonia railenensis
Lineage: Eukaryota; Fungi; Ascomycota; Pichiomycetes; Serinales; Debaryomycetaceae
Source: the annotation of a GenBank genome assembly